Molecule: messenger RNA, 1341 nt
Organism: Drosophila pseudoobscura
Lineage: Eukaryota; Metazoa; Arthropoda; Insecta; Diptera; Drosophilidae
Exons: 3
Coding region: 504-707 (67 amino acids)
Source: RefSeq, a predicted model, not a curated record
ACAUUUUUCUCGCCUUGUGGCAGGUCGCUGUCGCUCGCCGAAUCGGGAGAGUCCGCCCCAGUCACAGUACACGGAGUCAGGCGCCGUAGCGACGUGAAAUUUCAGUUAAAGAUUUGAAAGUGCCAACGCCUCGUUGGAGAUACAAUCCGAAGGGCCAAAGAUCAUUGCAGGAGGAGCUUCUUGGCAGUUCGCGGCGCUGCAUUGGCGCCACUGCCAGCGUAACGACCGAGUUGCCGGCCAAGGACGCAGAACGCAGGAUGCAUUGCAGUCUACUCCACCCAUAAAUUGCAAUUAAACAAGAGCCAACGAGAGAGAGAGCCGAGUUGAGCCGGACACCAGCCACAGAAAUAACACCAAGAGGAAUAACAAAACAAAAACACUUAACUUUGCUGGCAAGGGCGGCAAAAACCAAAACAAAAAAACAAAAAAACGCGCAAUUGUUUUAUUAGUUGCAAAAACUUUUCCAUUUUUGUGGCAUUGUUUUGGUUGAAAGCUGAAACAAAAUGCCAGCGGGUCGUGUGGCUGGCAAAGCCGGCUACUCCAAUCACUACUACAAUGGCCGCUCGUACGUGGGCAUCAACGAGGAGAUCAUGUGGGUCAGCAUUGGGAUGGGCGUGACCAUAGCCCUGCUGAUAACGAUUGCCCUGUGCUACAUUGCUCGGGAGAAGUGCCAGAAGCGGCAGCGCGAGUACUAUGUGACCGCAUAGUUGUUGUAUGCUGCCUGCCACACGACGCACGGCCACGGCGGCAUGCAAAUGAUGCAAGAGCUGGAACAGAAGCGCAAGCGACAGCGGAACCGGGAGCGGGCCGGGGAGCAGGAGCCGCCGGCAACCAUUCACUGCAGCCUUCCGAUGAAUGUGGGAGUGGGCGUGGCAGCUGCCGGAGGAGCUGAAGGAGGAGCAGCAGUGGGAGUCGGAACGGAUGCAGCAGAAGCAGCAGCAGCAGAGGAGGCAGCAGCAGCAUCAGCCGUCACAGUCAUGCAUUGGUCUGUGGUUGACAUCUGUGGGGCACGCAGUUGGGGCUGAUGCGACUCCACCCCUCCCUCCACGAAGUGUUUUAUGCAGACAACGCCUACCCACCACCCACCACCCAUCCAACACGCACCCUCAUCCAUGCCCAAGGCAGUGAGAUGAGUAAUUUUUUUGUCGUAGGAAUAAUAAGACAGAAAAAGAGAGUAAUAUAGAUGGAAAGAGAGAGAGGGAGAGCAGCUGUCAGCUGCAUUUCUUUAUAGCCAAAAAACCCUGUUAUUGUAUUUGCCGGAAUAUAUACCACAUAUAUAUAUAUAUAUAUAUACAUAAUAUAUAAAUACCCACAAAAACAUAAACGAAUUGAUUUGAAUAA